Molecule: messenger RNA, 803 nt
Organism: Cannabis sativa
Lineage: Eukaryota; Viridiplantae; Streptophyta; Magnoliopsida; Rosales; Cannabaceae
Product: LOB domain-containing protein 37
Exons: 2
Coding region: 117-758 (213 amino acids)
Biological process (GO): regulation of gene expression
Source: RefSeq, a predicted model, not a curated record
UUCACUCUCACUCUCACUCUCAUUUCAUUUCAGUCUUGUAAGAUUACCAUUUUGCCCCCACAAAGAAUAAAUAUAAAUAUAUAUAUGUGAGAAUUAUAUAUUUGAGUAAACUCAGAAUGAGCUGCAAUGGCUGCCGAGUUCUCCGAAAAGGUUGCAGUGAUAAUUGUAUGCUUAGAGAAUGUCUACAGUGGAUUGAAACGCCUCAGGCCCAAGCUCAUGCCACUCUCUUCGUCGCCAAGUUCUUCGGACGAGCCGGCCUCAUGUCCUUCAUCUCCGCCGUCCCACAACACCACCGCCCUGCUCUGUUUCAAUCUCUGUUAUACGAAGCCGUUGGAAGGACUGUGAAUCCGGUCAACGGCGCCGUAGGUCUGUUAUGGAUGGGAAACUGGCACGUGUGUCAGGCGGCCGUCGAGACUGUUCUUCGCGGCGGCGCGUUGGGGACACUCUCUGAGUCGUCUUCGGCUGAUCAUCCAACGGUCUCGCGGCGGCGAUGGCCCAAGAAAAGACCAUGUAGUACCGUUAAUAAUUUUGAUGAGGGAACAUCGGAUCCGUACGGUUUAGAACCGUCGGAUCUUGAUCUGUGCUUGAUGGCUGCCGGGACUAAAAUGGAGAAGAAGAUCAGUAGAGAGGUGAGUCCGACUUCGGAGGAAGGGUCCGAAACGACGACGUUGGGUAGUAAUUCAGUGGAUUCUGAUACUUUUUUAGGCGGUGCAGGAAUUAAUGAUAAAAGAUCUAAGCUUCUUAGAUUGUUUAUGUAGAAUUAAUUAUAACUCUUUAAUUUGUAAUCAUUUUUAUUUCUCUUC